This is a messenger RNA of Gastrolobium bilobum, 3104 nucleotides long. Its product is annotated as pentatricopeptide repeat-containing protein At2g27800, mitochondrial-like. The coding region runs from base 209 to 1507 and encodes 432 amino acids. Gene Ontology annotation, molecular function: protein binding. The record is from RefSeq and is a predicted model, not a curated record. NCBI's taxonomy places the organism in Eukaryota, Viridiplantae, Streptophyta, Magnoliopsida, Fabales, Fabaceae. The transcript has 2 exons.
UUGACAAAUAAGAACAAAAAUUAUCGGAGGGAUAGCGAGCCAAACAACCACUGUGGUCUGUGCGGCGACGAACCAAGGCGAUGAUGAUUCUACUUUGGAGGUUUGUUACUGAGAAGGAUAGGUUUCAUUGAGCUCACGAGGAUCUGAGGUUGUGGUUGAGUAAGCACUGCACAACCACACUUUGUUUGGGUGUUGAAACAAACCAAAGAUGUUAUCUUUUGGUAGAAAUUGGUUGAAAUGUUGUAGCUACUUCGGGAGAAAUGGUCAGAAAUUUCCUGAGCCAUUUGCACUCAGUGAUCCCAUUGGAAAAAACUCACAGAAGAUGAUGCAUUUCCUUCAUCAUACCCAGAAAGUUAACCCCUUUUUUCCCCAAAUGAGAGCUAGUUAUACUCAAUUUCUUGUCCUAUUUGCACCCAUUUGCUUUAAUUCUCAUUAUUCAACUAAGGCUUGUUCAAGAUCUUAUAGAAGAAGAGUUCGUAAUCGGUUAUUAAAAUCCUGCAAGCCUACUUUAGAUCAAGCCCAAUUUCAGUUGGCACUGUCCCAGCUUCCCCCAAGGUUCAGUACUGAAGAACUCUGCAAUUUGAUUGCUCUUCAAGAUGACCCUUUAGUUUGCUUAGAACUGUUUCAUUGGGCGUCUCAGCAGCCCAGAUUUCGGCAUGAUGUGUCUACAUUUCAUGUCACCAUAAAGAAGCUUGGUGCUGCAAAAAUGUACCAAGAAAUGGAUGACAUUGUGAACCAGUUGCUUGCAGUUCCUUUUCUUGGUUCAGAGGCAUUGUUCAACAUGAUUAUAUAUUAUUUCACUGAGGCCCGGAAGCUGAGUAGAGCCGUCAGCAUAUUUAAGCACAUGAAAAGUAUUAGAAAUUUGAAUUGCAGUUUCAGGCCUUCUAUUAGAACCUAUAAUAUUCUUUUUGCUGCACUUUUGAGUAGGGGAAGCAACACCUAUAUUAACCAUGUGUACAUGGAGACGAUUAGAUGUCUGUUCAGGCAAAUGGUCAACGAUGGGAUAAAACCUGAUAUAUUUACGUUAAAUUCUAUGAUUAAAGGUUAUGUGCUUUCUCUUCAUGUUAAUGAUGCAUUGAGGAUAUUUCAUCAGAUGGGUGUGGUUUAUGAUUGCCAGCCCAACUCUUUAACCUAUGAUUACUUGAUUCACGGGUUGUGUGCCCAAGGCAGAACAAAUAAUGCCAAAGAAUUAUGUCAUGAAAUGAAGACCAAAGGUUUCAUCCCAAGUAGUAAAUCUUAUAAUUCACUUGUCAGUUCUUUGGCGCUUGGUGGAGAGGUUGAGUUGGCAGUAAAUUAUCUGUGGGAGAUGACUGAAAAGCAGAGGUCAGUUGAUUUUAUUACGUAUAGGACUAUACUGGAUGAGAUAUGUAGAGAAAGAAGAGUUCAGGAGGCCAUGAGGUUUUUGCAGGAGUUGCAAGAGAAGGACCUUGUAGAUGGGCAUGCUUACAGGAAGCUUCUUUAUGUGCUUGAAGAUGACUAUGGGAAUUCAGUUAGCAGAAUUGAUUGAGGUACUGCAAUCUUCCAUUCUUUUAUCAUUAUAGUUAGUUGUCUCUAUAGUCUGUAAACCAAGAGUUAUAUUUAAAAUUUUGCAUGCUAUGUGCCAAGUUUCAUAUUGUCUUUUGAUAUUGCAUGUAUAGCAGGUGCACAUCCUAACCAAGGGCUGUCUGCGACUAACAGCGGGAUUAGUACUUCAUGUAGUAUUUUCAAUUCCUAAACACUUUAUACCAUCUUGUUAACAUUAAAUAUCAAUAAUGAAAAUUAUUUUCCUUUCAUGGUAUUGCUUUAUCAGAAGUGAUAUAUGUAAUGUCUCAGAUAAUUGACAAUGGAACAUUUAUAUGUCAGGUCCAGCCUUAACCUGACCUGAAAACACUUGGUAAAGUUCUGAAUCUAUAUAGCACAAAGUCCCCAUAAACUGCAGAAUUAUCAGAACCUAGGAUCCAAAGAAAACUUGAGUUUAAGUUGGUUAAUUACCUGUGAGCUGUCCUCCUGAACAUGACAUUCAUCUAUCUCCCCCAAAGGCAUACAGAUUCAGAGACCGUUGUGAGGAAUUUAGUUGACUUGAAGGUAUCAAAACUUUGAUGUCAAGAAUUUAGCAUGGAUCCGUCAUUUCAGCUUCAAAGAUGCUUCUGCUUCUGAACCUGAAUACUUUAUGUUUGAGCUCGUCUUAAUGAACCUGGAUAAUCAGAUUCAUUAUUGCUUGAAAACAAAUCCUCCAAAAUUGCUGGAGAAGUUAACGUUUCUUGAUCAGGAUUGACAAUUGCAAUAUGCUUUUGGUGGAAGCACAAUUCUGGAAGAAUGGUGAUGCAGGGUUGUAUAAGAUGUCUCAGCCUUAUAUUCUCUGCCAUGUCUGAUCAGAUUGGUUAUUAUCCUUGAUAGCAAAUCCUUCCAUAUUACUUGAAAUGUUGCUGCCUUCUAGUUCUUGUUCAGGAUGGAAACUGUAUUCUUGAAGAACGCAAGGGUUUUGUAGGAAGGUUCUUGGCCAGGUACAAAAUAUGCUGCAAUGAAGAAUGGUGCCUGAAAUGUACAGCUAGUAAAAGUUCAUUUACUGAUUUUGUUGUUUUCAUUCUGCUUUAUGCAAUGCAGUUUGAAGAAAACUUUCUUAUCCUUAAGCCUUGCUGAACUUUUAGACCUUGCUUAGACACUCAUCCUAUCGGCAAGAAGCUCUUGUGCUAACUCAGUUGGAGGGUGAGUCCAAAGCAUUAGCUUAGAUCCCUGCUUCACACCAGGCAAGAAAAUCUGCAUACCUAUUACCUUGACCAAGCGUGCAUGUGAAAAUAAGAUCCCCACUCCUGUUGCAAAUGAGUCUUACGUGGUUGAUCAUUUUCCAUCCAGAGCGUGUGAAAGAUUGAAUUGAAGUACCUGUUUCCAGCAGUUUGAGGGCCUCAAGAAAAUGCCAUAAUUGCCAGUGCCCAAGAUGGUUGCGAGCAUGUCAAACAAUGCAAGCCAGGCCUGGGAUGCUAAAACUUAAAAGCACUGCCUUCAACAUUUAUCUUGAUAUUCCAUUGUAAUGACUAGAGACAAACUUUGUCAAAUGCUUUUUUGUGAUAUUACUAGUUGUGACUUAAACGGGGCCUAUAACUUCUUGGUCGUGCUAUACAAACUAA